Messenger RNA from Phodopus roborovskii (desert hamster), 416 nucleotides. It is a transcript of the gene Ahsp, whose product is annotated as alpha hemoglobin stabilizing protein. The record is from RefSeq and is a predicted model, not a curated record. Gene Ontology annotation, biological process: protein stabilization; protein folding; erythrocyte differentiation. NCBI's taxonomy places the organism in Eukaryota, Metazoa, Chordata, Mammalia, Rodentia, Cricetidae. Bases 1 to 309 code for a protein of 102 amino acids. Gene Ontology annotation, cellular component: cytoplasm. Gene Ontology annotation, molecular function: hemoglobin binding. The transcript is spliced from 2 exons.
AUGGCCCCUUUUCAGACCAAUAAGGAACUCAUUUCUGCAGGAAUAAAGCAAUUUAAUGUUCUGCUGAAUCAGCAGGUCUUUAGUGACCCUCUUAUCCCUGAAGAAAGCAUGGUGACUGUGGUGGAUGACUGGGUGAACUUGUACAUCAACUAUUACAAGAAUCACGUGCUUGGGGAGCAGCAGGAACAAGACAAGGCUCUGCAAGAACUCCAGCAGGAGCUGAAUACUUUGGGCAGCCAAUUUUUGACCAAAUAUGGGACCUAUCUGAAGUCCCGAGAGCCCUCAAACAGUGAACUGCCUUCCUCAUAGCCUAAAGGCUCACGAUGUCACGUCUAAGAACCCUCAAGCCUUCAGGCUGUUCCAUGGUCUUACAUUGUACCUUGACAUCUCAAUAAAGACCAAUACUAAUUUGUUGA